Messenger RNA from Beta vulgaris subsp. vulgaris (sugar beet), 3387 nucleotides. RefSeq names its product cyclin-dependent kinase G-2. Bases 685 to 2967 code for a protein of 760 amino acids. Gene Ontology annotation, cellular component: nucleus. NCBI's taxonomy places the organism in Eukaryota, Viridiplantae, Streptophyta, Magnoliopsida, Caryophyllales, Amaranthaceae. Gene Ontology annotation, molecular function: cyclin-dependent protein serine/threonine kinase activity; ATP binding. The transcript has 6 exons. The record is from RefSeq and is a predicted model, not a curated record. Gene Ontology annotation, biological process: protein phosphorylation; regulation of mitotic cell cycle.
AAUCAAAACACCAAAAGGUAGCAUCACACACUUUUCACAGAAGAAGUGUCGACUCAAUUCAAACAUCCUUCGUUUUUCCUUCUCUAUCUUCGAUAACUCUUUCUAUCUCCAUUUUUUACCCCCCAAAUUCUUUUUCUCUCUCCUUCGCUCCAUCAAUCUCCAUCAUCACUCUUAUCUGCGAGAUUUUGAUGAAUUUUGCUAGGGUUUUCUUUAUUCGGUGAAAAUCAAUCUCAAUUUCUAGGGUUUUUAUUCGGUGAAAAUCAAUCUCAAUUUCUAGGGUUUUCUUCUAACCACGAUUAAACGUAAACCCCUUACUUUUGAUUGAUUUUAAUUCAUUGCUCGACGACGAACGAGUUUUUCAAGAUUCAGAGGCAUCGAAUUCGCUGCAAAAGGUCUGCUUUUGCUAUUAAUUGUUUCCUUUUUUUUGUGUGUGUAUCUUUCGAUUUGUUUUCUUAGAUCUAUGGCUGCAAGUUGGUGGAAAUUUUGAUUUUUAGGGUUUUUGUUAUAGGAAGUUCAAUUUGUUUAUAUUCAGCAAUAACAAAAAUAAACAAAAAAAAGAAUUGUUACUUUUUAUUUUUGUUCUCCUUUGAAUUGGUGAUCUCUGAAGAUAUAGAAUUAGGUUUUUGAGUAUUGGAGUGUAAUUGGAAUUGUUUUUCGACCGAGGAGAUAUCUUUGCUUGAUUUUAUGGCAGCGGGAAAGCGUGGGGGACACCAUGAAACUGAAUUUAAGGACCGUAGCAUGGAUUAUGAUGUUUCAAGACGAGAUUUAGCUUACACGAAGGUCGAAUGUAAUAGGAUUAACAAUGGUAAUCAGAUUAGGGAUCGGGAGCUAUUAAGGGGUAGAGAUAGAGCUAGGGUUAGACAGAGGGAUAUUAAAGAGAGGGAGCUUGCUAAUGGAGGUUAUCGGUCGUCAUCCAGUAGAAGUGAUUCAGGUGGAAGUGGGGGUGAUGUUGGAGGAGCAGGUGGGCCCAGGAGAUGUGGGUAUUCAAACAGGAUUGCAGACCGUGAGCCUGGUGAGUUGUCGAGUGAGGAUGGGUCUGAGGGUGCUAUCGAGUCAGAGGCACGGUUGGUUAAGGAUGGUGAAGUGUCAAAGAUAGAUAACGGGGCUCAAUCCUCCCCUAUUGUUACUAAAAAAAGGAAGUUUUCUCCUAUAGUGUGGGAUAGGGAUGACAAAGCCAUCAAAGAUGCAGCGAGAAGUGUAGGUGUGGAGAUUAACUCUUCCUUUUCUCCGCAACUCCACAAAUCGUACAAGCAGUCACCUAUCACGAUUCCUGUGGAGAACAAGGAGGUAUCUCCUGAUAAAAUUGAUGAGCCUCAAACUGAACUGGAAGCUUCUCCUGCUGAUGUUCCUAUGGAACAUGGUCAUUUAGAUGAUAUCGUAUCUCGGUCUCCUGCGGACCAGCAAUUGUCACCUUCUCAGGAGCGACAGUGGGGGAAUAAGGCGGAGGCUGAACAGGUAGACGAUGACGAUUACAUACCAACUAGGCACAUAUCAGCCUCAAGGUGGGCAGGUGAUGCUAACUCUUCGGCUGAUGAAGGUCAAAUAUAUGAGGAUGAGAACAUGCAGAAACGGAGGCGAAAGAUGCCUUCUUCCGAGUUUUUAGAUAGUAGGAGGAGCAAGAAGUCAUCUAGCCCAGAAGCUGGUGAUGUUGUUAGAGAGGUUUCCGAUAUAGCUAAGGGAAGAUCAACGGAUUCAGAUGGAAGCAUGCGAAGUAGACCUUCCAGUGGAGACCGUAGUUUUCGAGAUGAUCAGAAUAGGGAGGAUUAUAUGGAGGUAGAUAAUAGAUACGAUGACAGUGACUCUAGCCUCAGCCCCAGAAGAUCUGAUUCAGAAGAUGAAGAUGAUUCUCGUUUAACACCUGAACCUCCAGCUGCUCCUAAAAGAACAGUGAAUAUGCUUCAGGGUUGUAGAAGUGUGGAUGAGUUUGAAAGACUGAAUAAGAUAGAUGAAGGAACUUAUGGUGUAGUUUACAGAGCUAAAGAUAAGAAAACUGGAGAAAUUGUAGCACUGAAAAAGGUAAAGAUGGAGAAGGAAAGGGAGGGCUUUCCGUUGACUUCUUUGAGGGAAAUUAACAUUCUUUUGUCACUGCACCACCUGUCAAUUGUCGAUGUCAAGGAAGUAGUUGUUGGAAGCAACCUUGAUAGCAUCUUUAUGGUGAUGGAAUACAUGGAACAUGAUCUCAAAGGGCUCAUGGAGACUAUGAAGCAGCCAUUUAGUCAAAGUGAAGUUAAAUGCCUCAUGCUCCAGUUAUUAGAUGGUAUUAAGUAUCUUCAUGAUAAUUGGGUUCUUCAUCGUGAUUUAAAGACAUCAAAUUUGCUUAUGAACAACCAGGGUGAGUUGAAGAUAUGUGACUUUGGGUUGGCUCGUCAAUAUGGAAGUCCAUUGAAGCCAUAUACUCAUUUGGUUGUCACACUUUGGUACAGAGCGCCGGAGCUUUUGUUGGGGGCAAAAGAGUAUUCAACCGCCAUUGAUAUGUGGUCACUUGGUUGCAUUAUGGCCGAGCUUCUAUCAAAGGAGCCUCUCUUUAAUGGAAAAUCGGAAUUCGAUCAACUUGACAAGAUAUUCAGGAUUCUUGGCACACCAAAUGAGACAAUCUGGCCUGGUUUUUCCAAGUUGCCUGGUGUGAAGGUCAAUUUUGUGAAGCACCAGUAUAACCAGUUGCGCAAAAAGUUUCCAGCAACAUCAUUUACAGGAUCUCCAGUUCUCUCAGAUGCCGGAUUUGACUUGUUGAACAGACUUUUAACUUAUGAUCCUGAAAAGCGUAUCACAGCGGAUGCUGCUCUGAAGCAUGAAUGGUUUCGUGAAGUUCCUCUUCCCAAGUCAAAGGAGUUCAUGCCUACAUUUCCUGCUCAACAUGCGCAAGACAGGCGUAUGCGUAGGGUUCUGAAAAGCCCUGAUCCAUUGGAAGAGCAGCGCAGGAAGGAGUUGCGUCAAGCAGAACUGGGGACUGGUGGCUUGUUUGGAUAACAGCCUAGACCAGUAUACCCCAUUGACUUGAGUGUUAUGCGUGAAUUUUGUCAAUGCCAACAGACGGACAUGCAUGAGGUGAGGGAGAUGGAUUCAAAACAACUUGCAAAAAAAUGGCUUGUGAGAAUGUCAUUCAUGCUGUUUUUUAGCAGGCAUGUCUGGUGAAAGGAGUGGAGGAAUAUAUAUAUUUUUUGCCUAUGCCACUUGAUCUGUAGCAGUCAAAUAUAUUCUCCAGCUUUGGUGAUAGGAUGCAUCAUAACAGUGCUUGCAUCACAAGGUGUGGCAUAAUGGCUUUUCUUUUAGACAGAUGUGAUUCAGCUAAAACAUGUGUAUGUAAAGUAUUCCCAUUUGGAACAUUGUAAACAGCUCCUUUUAGAAUUUGGUUUUGAAUACCAAACACUAUGGAUUUGUCUCCUCUUA